AUGGAAGGCUCUGGAAAGUUCUUAGUCACCGCUGUGGGAGUCCACUCUCAAGCGGGUAUAAUCUUCACUCUUCUUGGAGCCACAGAGGGCGCAGGAGCCGUUGGCUUCGGUGAAGUAGAGGGCGAGACUGCAGGAACGGUUGCACAUUCAACAAUAACCUCCACGACGGCCUCUGGUGGUCCCACUGAUAAAUCAAGUGUUCAAACACCAUUACUGAACCAGAAUAGUCAACAGCAGCAGCAAGGUGUGCCGGAUGGGAUAGGAUAUCAAGGUGAAGAGGCAAUGAACCCCUCAGGAAUGGAAAUGGGACGAUUGAACAAUCUUGGGGACCAUACAGCACCAAUUGGAGAUAACCUGAACCUGGAUCCCAUACUCUCUGGAAAUGGAAAGGGUGAAGAUAUUGGAAAAUCCAUGCCAGCUGAAAAGCCCAAAAAGAAGAAGCGAACAAAGAAGAAGUCCUCUGUGCUGCAAGCUAAACUUAAUCAUCUGGCUGGAGUUAUUGGACAAAUUGGCAAGUCAAAUGAUCGUACGGUAAUCGCAGUUCUAACAGUGCUCAUCCUCUUCAUUAAAUUCGCUGUGAAUACCUACUACAUCAAUAAGGAGCCCUGGAAUACAAGCUUACACCUGAAACAAUUCAUCCACUUCAUUAUCAUUGGUGUCACUGUUCUUGUUGUGGCUGUUCCUGAGGGUCUCCCGUUGGCUGUCACGAUCUCACUUGCCUACUCAGUUAAGAAAAUGAUGAAGGACAACAACUUGGUUCGUCAUUUAGACGCCUGUGAGACCAUGGGUAAUGCGACAGCUAUCUGCUCGGACAAGACAGGUACUCUUACCACUAACCGAAUGACUGUGGUGCAAUGCUAUCUUGGCGGUAUUCACUCCAAGGAUUCAGCCAAUCUACCCAAACUAAAUCAGCUCAAUCCCAAUUUGGGUAAUCUGCUAAUUCAUGGCAUCUCGAUCAACAGUGGCUACACUUCUCGAGUUGUGCAACCCAAGAAACAAACGGACCUACCAACUCAAUUGGGAAAUAAGACGGAGUGUGCUCUGCUUGGAUUUGUCCAUAAUUUGGGGGCUUCCUAUGAGGAUAUUCGUCAACAAUGGCCGGAGGAUUCUCUCCUCAAAGUCUUCACCUUUAACUCAGAGCGCAAAUCCAUGAGUACGGUUAUUCGCAGUUUAGAUCAAAACAAGCGUGGCUAUACUGUCUUCACUAAGGGUGCCUCCGAAAUGGUGCUGAAAAAGUGA
Rodentolepis nana is the source of this 1239-nucleotide messenger RNA. The record is from the annotation of a GenBank genome assembly. Lineage: Eukaryota; Metazoa; Platyhelminthes; Cestoda; Cyclophyllidea; Hymenolepididae.